CGGGAAGGAUAUAUAAAAUUCUCAACUGGAGUAAGCCGCGCAGUGGGCAAAGAUGCUUCUGGGGCGUUCAAAUGCUUCUUAAAUCCUUUCUGCUUCUACGCCACAUUUGAAAGUUAUCAUUCCUCACUACUAGAAAAGGAAAGUUCAGUCUCGUGCAUUCUCCAGCGUCUAUUUCGUAUGUACUAGUACACAUGGUUCGAAGGGCUUGUUUGAAUUACUGCGAUAUCUUGAUUCCGAAGAUCAAUGUCUUAAGUUAGCUUUCAGGUCCCAGUGUCGAACUCAGGUAUGAGGCUUUUCAAUGCGGGGAAUGUCAAGAUCGUGGAACACUUUAAAAGAAUAUACAUAUAGCCGGGGAUACCGCCACUUUUGGUGACAUGAUUCCACUUGAGUCGUGGAUUCAACAAUGUUCUCCAUGGUUACAUGGUUGCUUCUUUUGGCCGUAACGGUAGCGGCCUUCCUUGAUAUUGAAGAUGAUUUCGAAAACAAUGCAACUACCAAAGUCUUACCAAACCGGAUGGUUGAUGAUGGAGUUUUUCAGCUGGGAGUGACGAAAGUUGCGGGAGUCCCAAAUGUUCAAAAAAGGCAAUCCAAGUCAAAUUUGGCCAACCCUUACAUUGGGGAUAUUUACAUGAUCACCGUACAGAUUGGGUAUCCCGCGCAGUCUAUAACCCUCAGUAUCGAUACAGGGAGCAGUGAUGUUUGGGUGAAUCCACAGUGCGCUACCUCGGGGUGGACAUCAUUUUGCUCCAGUUAUCCUCAGUACGAUCCCACGAAAUCUACCUCUUUCGUACCAUUGAGUCAAGCCUUGAAUAUAGCGUAUGGUAUCGGCGCAGUAACUGGAGCUUAUGCGACGGACAAUUUUAUGAUGGGGUCAGGUCCAACUCUUAAAAAACUUCAGUUUGGUGUUGCAUCGGGCAGUAAUCGAAUGUUUGCGGGUAUCAUGGGUGUAUCUUGGGGGCUUGGCCUUGGAACUGGUUAUUACAAUAUUAUUGAUCAACUUGCUUUGCAAGGUCUGACGAAAACUCGUGCAUUUGCCAUAGACUUGGGCAAUGUCGAUACAGCUUCAGGCUCCAUUAUCUUUGGCGGUCUUGAUACAAAGAAGUACUAUGGCUCACUAAUUAAAAAUCCCAUUAUACCAUUUUAUCAAAGUCCGGAUGGUUAUCCAAGAUAUUGGAUCAAUAUGACGUACUUUGGAAUCACAUUUCCAGGCCAGCUACCGACAAAUUUGACAUCCACUGGCUAUGCGAAACCCGUCAUUGUUGACUCCGGAAGUACAUUGAGUUAUUUGCCACCUUCACUUGUCAACGCCAUGCUCCCUUAUUUUCCAGGAUGGGUCAGUAAAGGAGGUGGCCUCUAUACCAUUCCUUGUAGCUUCCGAAAUAUCGCAGGCACGAUGGAUUUCGGAUUCGCAGGGCAGAUUAUCAGGAUCCAAUUAGCUCAAUUCAUAUGGUUCAAUGGUGCUACAUGCUAUGGGCCCAUUGCCAAUGCCGCCGAAAAGACGGAUGUGAUCUUAGGAGAUACCUUCAUGAGAGGUGCUUAUGUGGUGUUUGAUCAGGACAACGCAAAUGUCCAUAUUGCGCAAGCUGCGAGUUGCGGAUCAAAUAUUGUGCCCAUCACUUCGGGUACCGAUGGAGUUCCUUCAAUGACAGGAGGUUGUCCGAGUCCCGCAUUUUCUUAUGGAACAUCAUCUUAUACGGUCUAUCCAACUCCCUCGGCAUUAGUUCCAUCUUCUUCAUUCAGAUCUUCUUCAUCUACAUCUUCUUCGAGAAGUUCCACACUCCCUACAUUGAAAAUUACUUCAAUAACAUCCCCUCUCACCACAUCAACAACUAGAUCUAUUAUCACUUCAUCCUCUACGCCAAUACUUAGAUCUUCUAACCUUUCACUCCCCUCUUCGUCCUCUUCGUCAACGGUUAGAGUUUCUACCCUUCCAACUUCCCCUUCAUCGAGAACCACUUCAACGAGCUCUUCCCCCACAAUAGCGAUAAUGAGGUCUUCUGCCCUUUUAUUCUCUUCUUCAUCCUCUACGUCAAUAGCUAGAACUUCUACUGCCCUUUUACUGACAACCACUUCGACGAGAUCUUCUACCCCUUCGUCAUCUACAUCAACUACUAGAUCUUCAUCCUCGUCGCUGGGGCUUGGUUUGAUCGGCUCUACGACUACGUCUACAACAUCCACCAGAUCUUCUUCGCUUUCUUCAUUUCGUUCUUCAUCUUCAUCUAUAUCCUGUGGCAUAGGCUGUGGACCGACGACUACUGUGUAUAUUACCGUUACCAGGUCGACCUGAAAAUGAUGCGCGUGUUCAAUCUUUUUUGUUUAGAUUCUGAAUGCGACAUGUAAGGAUAGCCCAGUAUGACGCAUCAUAAUAGGUUCUUUAUGGUGCGAUUGGAAAGGUUGGACUACUUUUUCACUUAGAGGCCUGCAUUGUAUGAUUUAUUUUUAUGAUGAGACACUGGACAGUCUGCAGUAUACGAGGGCAGCUGUCCAGGGAAAAAAUAACUGACCCGUUUAUAUCGCAACGCAAUCAGAUUCUGUGCGAGUAGAGAAUUCAGUUUAAAGCUAGUGGGUUUGGGCCCUUUGAUGGAUAUAGAGGGCAAAAGAACUUGGGAUUAUCCUUUCCGGCUCUGUACUUGUUGGUCUAUCAAUAACAGUGUGCA
Molecule: messenger RNA, 2657 nt
Organism: Botrytis cinerea B05.10
Lineage: Eukaryota; Fungi; Ascomycota; Leotiomycetes; Helotiales; Sclerotiniaceae
Gene: Bcap12
Product: Bcap12
Exons: 7
Coding region: 404-2287 (627 amino acids)
Biological process (GO): proteolysis
Molecular function (GO): aspartic-type endopeptidase activity
Source: RefSeq, a predicted model, not a curated record